GAGUUUAUCAACGUCGGUGUGAACAGCACCUUAAGAUGUGCCACCCAGCAACGGGUACAUUAUGCCAGCUUGUUAAAAUCUAUUUGUUCACUGUUGGUUAAAAAUACUAUAAACGAUGGAUCUCCAUACAAUGCCAAAUAAAAGUGAAGCGGAGAUGACUGCUGCAGAAAAAUGGAGGGUAGAACAUAUAAAGAUGCACAAACAGCAUCAAGGCCAUGAAUCAAUGCAUGCUGAAAUGUUACUAAUUUUAUUAGUGACAUUAACGGUAGCACAAGUCUUUUUAAUUGAAUGGAAAAAGAGAUAUUUUAAAUCAUAUCAGUUAAUAACAUUGAUAGUUAUGUGGAUAAUACCAUUUGGUAUGAGUCUAAAUAAUCACUGGUGGAGAUUUAUUUUUCUGUGGUUAGUCUCGUCAUGUAUAACAGGACUUGUAGUAAGAAAAGCUAUUCAGAAACCGAUACAGGGUACAACUCCUAGAUUAGUGUACAAGUGGUUUUACUUUAUUUACAAGCUUAGUUAUGUUUUGGGUAUAAUUGGAUAUAUUAUAGUAUUAGCAACAUUUUUUGGUUUGAAUCUUGCAUUUAACGUGAAGCCUCAAGUUUGGAUGGAUUGUGGUUUACUUUUCUUAUUUUAUGGCCUUUAUUUUGGUGUUCUUGGAAGGGAUGUUGCUGAGAUAUGUGCUGAUAAAAUGGCUUCACACAUAGGAUAUUAUGCUCCAGGCAGUAUGCCAACAAGAACUUUAGAGCCAGGAGUAUGCGCUGUAUGUGGAAACAAGCUCUUAGUCUCAGAAGAAGAAGAAGGUGUUAUUGAGAAUACAUUUAAACUUAGCUGCGAACAUGUCUUUCAUGAAUUUUGCAUUAGAGGUUGGUGCAUCAUAGGGAAAAAACAGACAUGUCCUUAUUGUAAGGAAAAAGUGGACCUCAAAAAGAUGUUUCGCAAUCCAUGGGAACGGCCACAUGUAUUGUAUGGUCAAUUAUUGGAUUGGAUAAGGUGGUUAGUUGCAUGGCAACCACUAAUUCUGUUCCUAGUGCAAGGUAUCAAUUGGGCUCUGGGCCUUGAGUAAGUAAUGCCAUAAUUGAGUCGAAUUGGUUUUGCUCCAAAGGAGUAGCACUACAAUAACUGAAUCAUUAUUUGUCGAUUUUGAAUACAAAUGUGCUUGUAUAUUUGUAUAUGCAAUUGUUUAUUAUAUUUGUUAAUGGAACACCAACAUUUUGCUAAUGAUACAUGAAUGUUGGUGAUUAUAUUAUUUACUAUACCUAUUCAUAUAUGUAUAUAUAUAUAUAUAUACAUCUUCGUACAUGUAUAUUGUAUAUAUAUAUAUCAUUGACUAUGUAUAUAUAUAAUAUAUACCUUCGUACAUUGCGUACAGUGGGAACGCCUGUGUUCAAAAAAAAAAAAGAAAAAAAAAAAAAAAAGAAAAAAAAAGAAAAAAAAAAAAUCGAAGGUGCUUUAUUAUGUUAAUUACUUUUGCACUGAAGAAAAAUUAACAGUAUAAAAAUCUAGAUGCAAAACUUUUUUUAUCGUAGGACUUCUUUGGAUACAUUCGUAGAUAAUAAUAUGGUAUUUUGGAUAAAGAUACAAGGUUAGAUAAAUUAUAGUUCUUUCACACUUUUGUAUCUUUCUAGUCAGGAAAUUUUUAAAAUCUUGGAAACAGAGCGUAACGCAAUAUUAAGUCGUAAUGGCUAUAGCUAUUGAUGAUAUUUUUGUAAAAUUUGGCUGUGCACCUGGUACUUCAUCGACCCGUCUAUAUUUUUCAACAGUAUAUUAUUAAUAAUUAAUACACAUUCCUCGAUAAAAGUACACGGUGCUCCACAUAUUUUUCAUGUUCCCCAAUAGCUUUGGGAGAAUUCUAAUAAUAAGAUAGAUACGUUAAUGCUUUUAAAAUUGCUCUUAGGAAAUUAUUUAAGAAUAAUAGUUUGAUUAAAUCAUAUAAAUACUUACCGUAUUCGGUUAAAAAGAAAUUAUAAAUGUGAACCUAUUUAAUACAAAAAUUAAAUUAAAAAUUAAUAAGAUUUUAUAAUAACGAAUGUGUGUGAUACAUUUCAAAAUAUUAUAUAGAAAUUAAGAUAGUCUCAUUUUUCUUAUAAAGAAAUAGAUAUCGAUCGUUUCAUAAUAAACACAAUGCGUGUAAGUAGUACAUCCAAUAACGAUCGUUUUUUCACAGCUAAUUAAUCUUGCACCGGUAUAUCUGUUACACUUAUUGCACAAGUAAAAGCGGUUUUCACCUUCCCCUUUUCCCCCACCCUCACCCACACCCACAACCCCUUCCCUUCCUUCACACGACCAAUUUUUUGAUUAUACUAUCUAUAUGCAUAUGUACUAUUUGUAGAUUUUAGUCAACGAUUCGUCUACAUUUUACGUAAAUAUUUCUACGUUAAUUGUAAGAAUCGGUGCAUUGCUUAAAGUAUCAGCACAUUUGUUAUUUAUUUUCAAGUUUUCUAUUUUCAUCGUCAUAUUUAUUAAUUUUUCUUUCUUGGGAAAUUUAGGUAUUAUUAUAAAGAUAACGAUAAAUUCUAUAUUCCAUCUUGAAAAAUAAUAUCGCCGGUACGAUACGAUAUGUUUUUAGAAUGAAAAUGCAAAUUUCAAAUAUUAUUAAUUCGAUUUAAGCGCGACAAAGAAAAUGUUUCUUCCAUUUUUCUUUUCCCAGAAGACGUAACGAUUGUAAAUACGUUGAGAAGAGUAAACAAAAAAUUGUAAUAAAUGGAGAUCUGUCCAAAAAGCAAAUACUUCAUAAUAAAAUAAUGUACAAAAGCAGAA
Molecule: messenger RNA, 2754 nt
Organism: Vespa crabro (European hornet)
Lineage: Eukaryota; Metazoa; Arthropoda; Insecta; Hymenoptera; Vespidae
Product: RING finger protein 121
Exons: 7
Coding region: 116-1060 (314 amino acids)
Cellular component (GO): Golgi membrane; endoplasmic reticulum membrane
Molecular function (GO): metal ion binding; ubiquitin protein ligase activity
Source: RefSeq, a predicted model, not a curated record